GCUCGCGUACGUGGAUAUAUAGGGUGGGCGCUUACUUGGGAUGCAGGGUGAGUGAGUGCUUGCAUGCAUAUAUGCUCUUGCACUGGUUGCAAUCACAAUUCAGAGCCGAAUCACGAAGGGUAAUUUGGCACACCACACCCUCCUGAAGCACGGCUUUGCGCAAGCGAGGUUGUGUCAAGCAGUCAUCACCACCUCCUAACCCUUCCGCCGCAGACCGCUAAUUCCUCGACCUGCGUCUCUGUGUCGACUGAAAGGCCUGCUGCUUUUAGCCUCCGAAUCCACUUUGACCCCCUUUGGCAGAAGCCGACCCAUCCGCCUCACCCUCUUGCAGAUCAGUCCAGCGAAGCGCAAUACUCACCAUCCCAGCUCUCGCCGUCCGUUCACCUUCCUCUUCGAGGUCGUGAAUAUGUCAUACAGCGCUGCAGACAUGUAUUCGUCGGGUGGCGGCGGAGGGGCCAGCAGAUCAAGCAUGAGGCAAUCGCAAUAUGGCCAGCCAACUACGGCUGCAUCAGGAUAUGCUAGGCCGCAAUCGGGCGCCAUGGGAAGGGCUCACCAGGCGAAUAGUACCAAUGCACAAGGCUGGGCGCAGCAGGACGAUUCAGACGGUGAUGACAGCGACGAUGACUGGAAUGUGUACGACGAUUUUAACAAUGCGGGCCCGCCCACCAAAGCGGCUCCUUCAAUGCUGCAGCGAUCGAACAGUGAUUUCGAUAAUUAUGGAGGAGCGACGCAGCCGUACAGGGACAUCGAGGCCGCGCCUGGCGCUCCCGACUUGCCGCCAGUUGAUAUCGCAGGUGCCCGCGGGGCGGGUGGCAACAGGCAAUCACGCGUUCAGUCAACGCUUCUCGAUCCCAGCGCUUUCGGAUUUGAUCCACGCGUUUCGGAUCCUAAGCGCAUGUCCGUCAUGGCCGACAACCCCAUGCCUAGUCGUCCAUCGGGUUACGAUGCCUACGGACCGCUCUACGAGUCGGAAGACACUGGCUCAAGAGCCAAGAUGCCAAGCACCCCUGGAGACAAGGCGGGCUCGGAGGGCAUCGAGCUCAUCACCGUGCCCGCUCUCGGCGCCGAAUAUACUGAUGAGGAACGUCGUCAAAUGCGCACCAGAGCCAAGAGAAAGAGCAAAGCGAAUGCGAAGAAGAGAAAGGUGCAGGAUGAGGCGGGCAAGUGGGCGAGGGGUGAGAAGAAGUACUUCGGAUGGCUUGGCCCUCGAGCUGCGGUGUUCCUAGGCUUCGCAUUUCUGGUGGUACUCGGCGUCACGCUCUAUUUCGUGAUACCAAGGGUGCCAACCUUCGGUCUGCGCACCUUGGAGCCAGUCACGGCGGUGCCAGAUGCUGGAGGCAUGUCCACCGGUGGACCGCCUGCCAACUUCAGCAUGACAAUGAACCUCAAUCUGCAGGCCAACAAUCGCGGAGGCUGGGUGACUAGUCAAGCUAGCGAUUUGGAAGUGAUUGUGACCGAUCUGAUGACUCACAAGAAAGUAGGAGAGGGCAAGAUGGCCAGUCUCGGCUUCAAAGGCAGAGACAAGACGCAAUUCGCUUUCCCGGUACAAUUUUCUUACAGCAGUCUGAACGCUACUGGCGACGCGACGUACCACAAUUGGCAGGAUGCCUGUGGGCCAAAGUAUGGUGGAGCGAAACGCCCCACGCUUAAUAUUGCCCUCACUCUUACGAUGAACAUCGCUGGCUUGAUUGGUCGUAAGGGAUCCAGUACGCAGCUCAAUUCGGUCGUCUGUCCCUUCGAGCUGACCAAUACUCAAAUUCAUUGAGACUUAUACUGCUGACUCGAUCGCGCCCAGUAUCUGCGUGCCUUUCUGCUAGGGAUCUCGCGAUCUUUUGUUCAGCCCGGCCCGUCUCGUCUCGCCUCGUUCUCCAGCUCACUGCCAAGCAAGCUUGUACAACCCAAGGUUCCCCUUAAGUCGAUCCUUUCUCGCAUGCUGUCUCUUACAGUUGGAUCAGUCCUCUAUGACUUUCCCGCUCUCACCAAUGAACAAUUGCUUUCACGAUCGAAGCG
This is a messenger RNA of Ceraceosorus guamensis, 2010 nucleotides long. RefSeq lists its product as hypothetical. The record is from RefSeq and is a predicted model, not a curated record. The coding region runs from base 407 to 1765 and encodes 452 amino acids. NCBI's taxonomy places the organism in Eukaryota, Fungi, Basidiomycota, Exobasidiomycetes, Ceraceosorales, Ceraceosoraceae. The transcript is spliced from 5 exons.